Haliotis rubra (blacklip abalone) is the source of this 1093-nucleotide messenger RNA. RefSeq names its product indolethylamine N-methyltransferase-like. Gene Ontology annotation, cellular component: cytosol. The transcript has 3 exons. Gene Ontology annotation, molecular function: N-methyltransferase activity. The coding region runs from base 93 to 899 and encodes 268 amino acids. NCBI's taxonomy places the organism in Eukaryota, Metazoa, Mollusca, Gastropoda, Lepetellida, Haliotidae. The record is from RefSeq and is a predicted model, not a curated record.
GAUUGUGCAAUCCUUUAUCGGUGAUAUCGCUGAGUGGUCUGUGACUGAAACACCCAGAACACGCCACCCCCAAAACAUUCCCAUUAAUCGUUAUGUCUGCCUCACACACCGACGACCGUACACCGACGUUGUUCCGUGACGACUAUAAUGACAAGUUCUCGCCAAUCGCUUACUUGACUUACUACUGGAGCAACGACCGCGUUCAACAAGACUGGUUUCAGUUUCAGCUCGACGGCGGCUACAACUACCUCAGACACGAGGCUAUCUCGGGGACGAGGUUGCUUGAUCUUGGGUGUGGUCCUAACCUCGGCAGCAUGAUUGGCGCCCCCGACCACUUCACCCACAUCGUCAUGGCGGACUUCUCGCCAGCCAAUCUUGAAGUCAUCAAGGGAUGGGUACGUGGUGAUGACGUCAACUUCAGCUGGAGCCACGUGUGCCAGUACUACGUCAAACAAUUCGCACUAGAUCCAGCCUUCGAAUCCACUCGACUGCCUUCGCUGAAAACCUACAUCAAGGACGUCGUUCAGUGUGAUGUGUUACAGUCGGAACCUCUCGGGUCUUCUUAUACGGGUUUUUUCGACUGUGUAUUCAGCAGCUAUUGUCUCGAAACAGCAUCUCGGGACAUUGACACCUACAGACGAAGUGUGCUGAAUGUCUCAUCUCUUCUCCGGGAUGGCGGCCAUUUUGUGAUGCGGGGUGCCUGUGGAGAACACUGCUACCCAGUUGAUGGGCAAAACUUCCAUAGCCUUGCCUUGAGCCCAGGUCAGUUGACGACGGCCUUGACAGAUGCGGGGUUAAAGGUCAAGGAACUCAAGAUAGAAGGGGUAGACGACCCUGAUGCAGCUGACGCCAAUAAAAUACAUGGCUAUUGUGUCCUGGCUAAGAAAGUGGGCUCAUAAACCAUUCAGCAUAACAAACACAAUAGAUAUAUCAAUAUAAUGAGAUUUAUUGUCUCAGCUGGGCAUGGCAUCAAGGUACCUGAUGAUGUCUCGGCGUAAUAAAGACAGCAACUGAAUAUGAUGGGAACUCGUGAAACAAAGAGUUUUCUAGACCGAUCCUUUUCCAUUCAUGUUUAAUAAAACAACAAGUAGUU